Mus caroli (Ryukyu mouse) is the source of this 1659-nucleotide messenger RNA. RefSeq names its product cyclin dependent kinase 10 (gene Cdk10). Gene Ontology annotation, molecular function: cyclin-dependent protein serine/threonine kinase activity; ATP binding. The record is from RefSeq and is a predicted model, not a curated record. Lineage: Eukaryota; Metazoa; Chordata; Mammalia; Rodentia; Muridae. Gene Ontology annotation, biological process: regulation of mitotic cell cycle; protein phosphorylation. Gene Ontology annotation, cellular component: nucleus.
CGCCUGCGCGCUGGAAGAGGGCGGCAGCGGCUUGGGCAUGGCGGAGGUGGACCAGGAGUCGGAUCAGAUCCGACUGAAGUGUAUCCGUAAGGAAGGUUUCUUCACCGUGCCUCCAGAACACAGGCUGGGAAGAUGCCGAAGCGUUAAGGAGUUUGAGAAGCUGAACCGGAUUGGCGAGGGCACCUAUGGCAUCGUGUAUCGGGCCAGGGAUACCCAGACAGAUGAAAUUGUUGCCCUGAAGAAGGUGCGGAUGGACAAAGAGAAGGAUGGCAUCCCCAUCAGCAGCCUGCGUGAGAUCACACUGCUCUUGCGUCUCCGCCAUCCGAACAUUGUGGAGCUGAAGGAGGUGGUUGUGGGCAACCACCUGGAGAGCAUCUUCCUGGUCAUGGGUUACUGCGAACAAGAUCUGGCCAGCCUAUUGGAAAAUAUGCCAACACCCUUCUCGGAGGCCCAGGUUAAAUGCAUCAUGCUACAGGUGCUUCGUGGCCUUCAGUACCUGCACAGGAACUUCAUCAUCCACAGGGACCUGAAGGUGUCCAACUUGCUCAUGACAGACAAGGGCUGUGUAAAGACAGCUGAUUUUGGCCUGGCUCGGGCCUAUGGUGUUCCCGUAAAGCCAAUGACUCCCAAGGUUGUUACCCUCUGGUACCGAGCCCCAGAGCUGCUGCUUGGAACUACCACCCAGACUACCAGCAUUGACAUGUGGGCUGUCGGCUGCAUCCUGGCAGAGCUGCUGGCCCAUAAGCCCCUCCUCCCUGGCACUUCCGAGAUCCACCAGAUCGACUUGAUUGUACAGCUGUUGGGGACACCGAGUGAGAAUAUCUGGCCGGGUUUCUCCAAGCUGCCGCUGGCUGGCCAGUACAGCUUGAGGAAACAGCCCUAUAACAACCUCAAGCACAAGUUCCCGUGGCUCUCAGAGGCCGGACUCCGUCUGCUCAACUUCCUCUUCAUGUAUGACCCUAAGAAAAGGGCAACCUCAGGAGAUUGCCUGGAGAGUUCCUACUUCAAGGAGAAGCCCCUGCCCUGUGAACCGGAGCUCAUGCCUACCUUCCCCCACCACCGCAAUAAGCGUGCUGCCCCAGCUGCCGCUGAGGGGCAGAGCAAACGAUGCCGGCCCUGAGCCUGGGUCCAGCCCACCCCUCCACAUCCUCACGGAUCAUCAGCCGACGACUGGGAGGCCCCAGAAGGCCUUUGGCUCCUCCAGUUGGCUUUCCUCUUCAGCUGACUCCUCCCUGAUAUUUCCCUCUGUGUCCAGAUGCAGAGGGGAUUUGUGGACAGGGAUGUGGCUGAGUAGGAUACCCAGGAUAGACUGGGCAGUUGUAGCACCAUCUGGUGGCCUGUCUUGUCCAUCAGUGAAGGCCCACUUCUGGGGGAACAGAGCUAGAGCUGAGAGGCCUAAAGGUCCCAUUCAGUGUGUGUGGGAACUGGAGCUGGGCACUAGCCUGGAAUGAGUAGGCCUGGGAGAUAACUCUUCUUGGAGACCAGGAGCUGCCCAGGACAGAUGGACAGAGUGACCCCGGGCAGGAGGGAGCAAGGCUUAACUGGAGUGGGAUACUUGUAAGACUGUCAGGAUGAAAGCCCUUGGUAGAUGUGGCUGGCACUGGUGCCCAGGGAGAGGAUUGGUGGACUGUGAGAUAAAAAAAAAGCCUUUCCAGUAGA